AUGAGUGGUUCAGGUGACAACAAAUGGCGCGGGCCAGGUCGCCAAUCGUCGCAACGGCACGCGGGCAAUGGAAACCGUGAUCGUACAGGUGGACAGGGUGGUGCACAAGGUGGAAAUGCAUCAUGGACUGGCCCUAGUCAAGCACAGGAGCAGCAUGUCCCUGUUCGGGGCUUCAAUGCUGCCGAGGCCAAAAACGUUCUGAGAAGAGCAAACACAAUGGCAAACGGGAAAGACUUCUUCGUCGAAUUACGAAAGCAAGUCGCAGCCCUGCAAAAAGGCGGUCCUCCUGUCGGUGGUUGA
Molecule: messenger RNA, 300 nt
Organism: Penicillium angulare
Lineage: Eukaryota; Fungi; Ascomycota; Eurotiomycetes; Eurotiales; Aspergillaceae
Exons: 3
Coding region: 1-300 (99 amino acids)
Source: RefSeq, a predicted model, not a curated record